AUGGGUUCACCGAUUUCGGGAUUCAUCGCCGAGGCGGUCCUACAACGGUUAGAAUCGCUGGUCUUCCAACACCACAGACCGAAAUUCUGGGCCCGGUAUGUGGAUGACACCUUCGUCGUCAUCGAACGGGAUCAGGUGUUGACAUUCCAAGAACACCUCAACGCCGUCUUCCCGGACAUUCAAUUUACGAUGGAGGAGGAAGAGAGCAACCAGCUGGCCUUCCUGGAUGUCCGCGUAUGCCGCAAAGAUUGUGGUGAACUAAAAACCAAAUUGUUCAGGAAAGCGACAAAUACGAUGCAAGUACUGAACUUCAACAGUAACCACCCAAUCAGCCACAAACGCAGUUGUGUAAGGACGCUCUAUCGGCAUGUCGAAACGCACUGCAGUGAGCCGGAAGACAAAAUUGCCGAACUACAAUACCUCCGACGGGUCUUCAAAGCCAAUGGCUACCCGCGCAACUUCGUCAACCGGUGCAUACGCAAAAGGGACGAAAGGCCUAACCGCACGGACACCAAAUCUUGGCGGGCACUUCCGUAUGUCAAGAACGUUUCGGAAGCUGUCGGCCGCCUUCUCGCACCACUUGGGGUUGGAGUGGCACGCAGAACGGAGGCAACCAUCAGGCGUCUGGUCAUGAAACCGAAAGACCCACUGCCACGGCUAGAAACGCCUGGAGUCGUUUAUCGGAUCUGGUGCAGUUGCGGACAAAGCAGCUACGUCGGAGAAACCGGAAGACAGCUCCGAACGAGAAUGGCCGAACACGCGGCAGCGGUGCGCAGAAAUGACGCUCAUUCGACGAGAUCCGGCCACACAUUCAAAUUCGAUGAGGCCGAAAUUCUCGCAAGAGGUGACAACCGCGUGAGCCGGGAGCUACUGGAAUUAUGGUUUACUGGCCCCCAGUCCGUCAACAAGUGCAACGAGCUUCCCACUCCAUACUGCGUGCUAAAAUUUCGCCUAGGCGGAGUAACAAGCCAUACAGGGAGCGCAGAGGUGAGCACUUUUCCCAACACCGGAGUCGGUGCGUCAGAUGGUGGAGCAAUCAUCACGCCAACAUCCAACGCACGUGAUGAAAUUGCAGCAAUUAUCGACUCGAAUGUUGGCCAUCAAGCAGUGAUCACACCAAGUUCGACGAUCCCGGAUGAAGGGGGGAGCCGUGAAUGUUCAUAGGUAUGCGGUAGCAUGGCUACUGCAUCCUAUAAAUACCGCAGCCCCUUGUGCAGCAACCACCCGUUUCUGCUUUUUGUCUCUGAUGAUGGAUUCGAGUAGGAAUCCGAAACGUCAGGCUAAUAAAGCUCUUGUCCCGGCGAUCGUGUCUCCUUCUUCAUCGCUGUAUAUUUUGUCUUCUCAAUGUGGAGCGUACUGCCUUCGGCGUUAGGAAGAAGUGUAAUCCCUUUGGUUGGCGGACCGUAGACGGUUUUGAUCGCGGAAAAGAAUUCCUUCCAUUCGUUGCUUUCCGCGUACGCUCGAAUCUCCUCGGACUUUCGAGCCGUCCAGGCGUCCUGCAUCUCACGCAGUCGCUGUUGCACAAGACAGCGGAUACGGUAGAAUGUCGCUUUGUUAUCAUCGGUAGGGUUACUGACGUAGGCUUUAUGCAGACAAUUCUUUUCGGCCGUCAGAUUGCUGAUGGCGGCAAUGCAGCAAUACAGCUGGCAAUACAGCGAUGACUCUAACACUUCAGAGGCCUCCUCAACCGCCCCUUCACCAUCUCUAACGCUGCCAUCACCCGUCUGCCGCAGUUGGAGACCAAAUCUGAUCUUAACCUAUCGCCCAUCAGGGCCGUCCGUCAACUUUACAGCGGGAAACCACCCGGAUCAAACGAGAUCCCUGCUGAGAUCUACAAGCAUUUUAGCCCCAACUCACGGAUCAACUGACGGCGCUCUUCCAGAUGACGUGGCGUCAAGGAGAAUCGCGCUGGAUUUCAAGGACUCUAAAAUCGUGCUUCUAUUCAUACGGAAAUGAAACCGCCAGCUAUGCGACACCCAUAAAGGCAUCUGCUUGCUGAACAUCGCUGGGAAAAUUUUCGCUCUCAUCCUUUUAAGUAAUCUGCAUAAUCGCUUGGAACAAAGUCUCUUCCCGGCCGCCUGCGAGAACUUCGAUCCGAUCAUCAACACGGAGAAGACGGUUUUCAUGCACCAACCGCCACCCAACACAGCCCUCCACAAUGCGCCGCAUAUAAGCGUGAACGGCAUCCAAUUGCAGGUGGUGGACAACAUAAUGUAUCUGAGCCGCACCCCCUCCCACAGCACCAAAAUCGACAACAAAGUUGCCCGCCGCAUUUCUAAAGCCAGCCAGGCCUUCGGCCGUCUGCAAACACCGUCUGGAACCGUCACGGUCUCCAUUUCAACACAAAGCUGAAGAUGUACAAGGCAGUCAUCCUCCUGACGUUGCUGUAUGGAGCAUAGACUUAAAUUGUGUACAUAAAGCAGGCACACAGACUCAACCACUUCCACCUCAGUUGUCUUCCACGAACUCUGAAACUGGGAUGGCAGGACCUGAUCCCCGACAGUGACGUGCAGGAGCGGACAAAAAUUCUCAGCAUUCACGCCACGCUGAGGCAACUGCAACUGCGCUGAUACGCCACCCAAAAGGCUCUUCAAUGGAGAUGUCGCCACGGGGUCCCGCCGCCAAGGAGGCCAAAUCCGUCGAACAAGGAUGCCCUGAAGACCUAACUGAAGCGUCCGCAGACCAAUCCGGCAACUGGCAAGGCCUCUUUCAAGACCGACUGACCUCGAGGAGGACAGUGAAGACAGGCGGAGCGAUCUACGAGGCAAACAGCAUUGCCACCGCGAAAGCCAAACGAGAAGCGCACAAAUCUCAGCUGCGCCCACGUCGUAAUGCGAAGGCCCAGCCGUCCUCAACGUGCCCACUGCGUCAGCGGACAUUCCGAACGUUAACUUGACCUGUUGGACACCUUCGGACAAACUGCGGCACUCGGACUGCACCAACCAUCAAUUCUCCGUUCACUUCUCCCUCGUCCCCUACACUGUCAACUAACGCUGGCCCCCCUCCCGAACCAUCACUUCCAUCUUCGUCCCUUCUUCUUCUUCUUCUUCUUCUUCUUCUUCUUCUUCUUCUUCUUCUUCUUCUUCUUCUUCUUCUUCUUCCUCCUUCUCCAAGGUCUCAACGCCUGCCGCUGUGAUGUCUGCCAUGCAAAUCAAAAUUUCCCACAAUCCUGACACACCAAAAGACACCAGCACCAUUAUCGUUGACACUAGUGGUGAGGACCUGGUGCACACCUGCCCUCACUGCGACCACACCUUCGCCUCACAGAUCGGCAUGGACGGUCACUUGAGAAUCCAUCGCACAGAGACUGACGAACCGGUGCCCGCAGCAUCCACAUACACCUACCGAAUCCGACUCCACUGUCCACACUGCCCUCGCACAUUCAUGCACCGCAUGGUCCUCUUCGGCCACAUGCUCUUUCACAAAAACCUGCGGUAG
Molecule: messenger RNA, 3438 nt
Organism: Spirometra erinaceieuropaei
Lineage: Eukaryota; Metazoa; Platyhelminthes; Cestoda; Diphyllobothriidea; Diphyllobothriidae
Source: the annotation of a GenBank genome assembly